Pseudovirgaria hyperparasitica is the source of this 1098-nucleotide messenger RNA. RefSeq lists its product as uncharacterized. The coding region runs from base 1 to 1098 and encodes 365 amino acids. Lineage: Eukaryota; Fungi; Ascomycota; Dothideomycetes; Acrospermales; Acrospermaceae. The record is from RefSeq and is a predicted model, not a curated record. The transcript is spliced from 2 exons.
AUGGAAGACUAUCUGCAGCGUACCGCAUGUCUGAAAGAGACCUUACAUCUGAUACAGGAUAUCUACAAGCAAGAUCUGCUAAGCACCUCGUCUGGAUGCUUGGGUUGGGAGCAGAAGGAGCUUGGCUUUUUGAAGCCCUCAGUUAAGACACUCAGGCUGUUCGACAAAGAGAGGCACCAUUUAGACUCUUCCAAUAUUCUUUACCUUUCCGAGACUAUCGACUCACUCGAGUCUUCAGAGUCACGUAGGCACGCACGGUCAGAAGAACUGGCCUCGAAGCGCCGGACCGUGGAUCUAGCCAUACAAGCAUCAGAGACAAAUGUAGCACCAAAAUCCGACCAGUCUGCAACGGUAAGCACUUGGAAGUCCAACAGGCUGGAUAUGGUGACCCGAGAGCUCGAACGUGUCGAGACUCGGGAACAGGCCAUCAAGAGAUACCUCAUCAGAACGCAGAAUUUCUGCGACAUGAUAAAAGGAUACGCACACCGUCAGCCUCUAGUAAAUUGGAUACAGGAACAGGUCCCGCUUAUCAAGGCGGAGGUGGCAAGCGCCACGGCUUCCAUCGUAGUGGCACCCUCUUCUUCAAACGUCCCAGCCUCUGUGAAAGCUGAACAACAGGGUAUUAUGUCCAUGAGGUUGUCGCCGCAAACUACAGCCCACACAAAGAAGCGUGCUAGCCCAGGUGCGGAGGUGAAACUGCAGGUCUCUCGGAAAAGUCGCAAGGCCCGCGCGACUGCUAGUCGUGUCGAAUCUCUGGAGCAAGGCAGAGUGGGGGUAGAAGUUGUUAAUAAUACUCAGUCCACGAAGGCCAGGGGCACUAGUCCAGCCGUUGAACAAGCUGUUCAGCAACCUCGUCGUAGUGCGAGGCACGAGGAAGGCCGCGCCAGAGAGGACAUUUGCAAAGAAAGGUCCACCAAAGAGGGGCCCACCAAAGAUGGGUGCGGUAAAGAAGAUUUUGCCAAAGAAGAUAUCUUCGGAGGAUGGCCCUCAAAAUACACCGCCAAAGCGCACUACGAGAUUCUCCAAAAGAGACAAAAAACCGAAAAUCCGCAGCAGAAGAUAGUGAAACCUCAUGGAACCAUCAUAGUACUUCCAUAA